AUGACGGUAACGGUUACGGUGAUGGUAAUGGUAAUGGUUAUAGUAACGAUCAAGACAAUGGUAACUGCACGUGAUAGUAACGAUUAUGGUAACAAUUACGGUGACGAUGAUCGUAUUGGUUACGGUGACAGUAACGGUAACGAUAAUGGUGACAGUGACGGUGAUGAUAACGGUGACGGUAUUGGUUACGGUGACAAUAAUGGUAACGAUGACGGUAAUAGUAAUGAUUGCGGUAACGGUGAUGGUCAUGACGAUAAUGGUAACGGUUAUGGUAACUAUCACGAUAAUGGUAACGGUAAUUGUGACUGUGAUGGUAACGGUAACGGUGAUGGUCAUAGUAAUGGUGAUGGUAAUGGUCACUGUAUCGGUAACAGUGAUAGUAAUGAUGAGAGUAAUGGUAUCGAUCAUGGUAACGGUGACGGUAACAUUAACAGUAAUGGUAAGAGUAAUGGUAACGAUAACGAUGACGAAAAUGGUCACGAUCAUAGUAACAAUAACGGUGACGAAAAUGGUCACGAUAACGGUCACGAUCACGGCAACGAUGACAGUAAUGGUAAUAGUGACGGUUACAAUAAUAGUGAUGGUAACGGUCACAAUCAAGAUAACGGUCACAGUAAAGAUGACGGUAAUGGUGACGGUAAUGGUUAUGAUAAUGGUAACUAUAACGGUGACGGUAAAAAUAAUGGUAAUGAUAAAAGUGACGAUAACGGUAACGGUGACGGUAACGAUGACGGUAAUAAUAACUAUAAUGGAAGCGGUAACGGUUAUGGUUGCGGUUACGGUAAUGGUUACAGUUGCGGUUACGGUAAUGGUUAUGGUUGCAGUUGCGGUUACGGUAACGGUUGCGGUUGCGGUUACGGUAAUGGUUACUGUGACGAUAAUGGUUACUUUGACAGUAAUUGUACCGGUAACGAUGACAGUCAGGUGACGGUGACUGUAACAGUUACGGUGAUGAUAACAGUAACGGUUACAGUAACAGUGACGAUAAUGGUAACUGUCAUGGUAAUGGUCACUUUAACUAUUAUGAAUACGGUAACUAUGACGGUGACAAUAAUAGUAAUUGUAACGAUGACGGUGAUAGUAAUAAUUAUGGUACUACAACUCAGGAUUAUGGUUGACGUGAAUGAUUCUAAGUCAGACGGUAACAAUAACAGAAACAGUAACAGUAACGAUGACAAUAAUAGUGACGGUAACAGUAACGAUGACGGUAAAGGUAACAAUGACGGUAUGGGUGACAUAAUCGGUAACGGUGACGAUAAUGGUAAAAGUGAUGGUAACGGUGACGAUAACGAUAAUAGUGACGAUAACAAUAACGGUGAUGAUAAUGAUAGCGGUAACGGUAAUGGCAAUGGUAAUAGUGACGGUAUCGAUAACGGUAACAAUGACGGUCACGAUGAUAGUAACAGUGACGAUAACGGUAACAGUGUCGAUAACAGUGAUGAUGAUGAUGACGGUAACGGUGAAAGUAAUAGUGAUGAUAACGAUCAAGAUGAUAGUAACGGUAACAGUAAAAAUAACAGUGAUAAUGACUGUAAUGGUAACGGUGACAGUGACGGUAAUGAUACCGAUGACGGUGAUGGUUGCAGUAUUGUGAAUGGUAACGGUAAUGAUAACGGUAACAAUGACAGUAAUAGUGAUGAUAACGGUAACAGUAAUGGUAGCGGUGGAGAUAACAGUGACAAUAAUGAUGACGGUAACGGUAACAGUAACGAUGAUAGUAACCGUAACAAUAACGAUAAUGCUAACGAUAACGAUGACGGUAAUGGUGAUGAUAACAGUAAAAAUGAUGGUAACGGUAACGGUAACAGUGACUGUAACGGUGAGGGUAACGGUAACGGUAACAGUGAUGGUAACAAUGAUGGUAACGGUGACGGUGACAGUAACAGUGAGAGUAACGGUAACAAUAACGGUAAUGGUAACAAUAAUGGUAACAUUGACGGUAAUGGUAAUGAUGACGGUAACGGUGAAAGUGAUGGUAACGAUGACGAUAACGAUAAUGAUGACAGUCACGGUAAUAGUAAAAAUAGCAGUGACAGUGACUGUAAUGGUAACGGUACAAAUGACAGUAAUGGUGACGGUAAAGAUAACGAUAACGAUAACGGUAAUAGUAGCAAUAUUGCGGACUGUAAUGGUAAUGGUAAUGGUGACGAUGAUGGUAACGUUAAUGAUGACGAUAAAGGUAACAGUAAUAGUAACGGGGACGGUAACCGUAACUGUAAUGGUAAUGGUAACAGUGAUGGUAAUGGUGAUGGUGACGGUAACACUAACGAUAACGGUAACGAUAAUAGUAACGAUGACGGUAACCGUAACGAUAAAGGUGACGAUAACGAUGAUGGUAAUGAUGAUGGUAAAGGUGACAAUAACAGUAACGAGGAAGGUAAUGGUAACGGUGACGAUGACGGUAACGGUAAUGCUAAUGGUAAUGGUAACGGUGACAGUAACAAUAUCGGAAACAGUAAUGGUAAUGGUAACAAUGACAGUAAUAGUGACGGUAACGGUAACAAUAACAAUAACGAUGAUGGUAACGAUGACAGUAAUAGUGAUGGUAAAGGUGAUGGUAUCGGUAACGGUGGAAGUGAUGGUAAUGGUGAUGGUGACGUUGACGGUGAUGGUUACGAUAACAAUAACGGUAAAAGUAAUGGUAACAAUGAUGAUGACGAUAACGGUGAUGAUAAUAGUAUCGAUAAUGGUAAUGGAAACGGUAACGGUAAUGAUAAUGAUAACGAUGAUAGUAGUAGUGACGAUAAUGGUAAUGGUAAGGGUAACGGUAACAGUAAUGGUAACAGUGAUAGUAACGAUGACGGUAAUAAUGACGGUAACGGUAUAACAGAUGGUAACGGUAACAUUGACGAUAACGGUAACAGUAACGAUGACGGUAACCGUAACGAAAACAAUAACGAUGAUGAUAACGAUGACGGUAACAGUAAAGGUAAUGGUGACGGUAACAGUAACGGUGACGUAACAGUAACGGUGACGGUAACUGUAACAGUGAUGAUGACAGUAACGGUAACGGUGAUGGUGACAUUGACGAAACAGUGA
Vitis riparia (riverbank grape) is the source of this 3039-nucleotide messenger RNA. RefSeq lists its product as uncharacterized. The transcript is spliced from 7 exons. The coding region runs from base 1 to 3039 and encodes 1012 amino acids. NCBI's taxonomy places the organism in Eukaryota, Viridiplantae, Streptophyta, Magnoliopsida, Vitales, Vitaceae. The record is from RefSeq and is a predicted model, not a curated record.